This is a messenger RNA of Meriones unguiculatus (Mongolian gerbil), 1695 nucleotides long. It is a transcript of the gene Ltap1, whose product is annotated as chromosome 1 C1orf43 homolog. Bases 226 to 1032 code for a protein of 268 amino acids. The transcript is spliced from 7 exons. Lineage: Eukaryota; Metazoa; Chordata; Mammalia; Rodentia; Muridae. Gene Ontology annotation, biological process: phagocytosis. The record is from RefSeq and is a predicted model, not a curated record.
UUGCGGCCAUGAGUCACGUGGCGGGGGUGGAGCGGGAGGGCUCUGUGCCUGACUAGCGCCCCCAUCCACCAUGUUUUCUGACCGACUCUAGUUUGUUUUUUUUCCCUAAAACCAAAUGGAAAUGGCCGGAGAGCUCCGGGGAACCUAGGUGCCCCGGCUUCUGCCGAGCCUGGGCUGACGCGCAAGCGUGGCGGGAAUAUCCUAGCGGGCCUUCACGGAGAGGCGAUGGCGUCUAGCAGUAACUGGCUGUCCGGAGUGAAUGUCGUGCUUGUGAUGGCAUACGGGAGCCUGGUAUUUGUACUGCUGUUUAUUUUUGUGAAGAGACAAAUCAUGCGCUUUGCAAUGAAAUCUAGAAGGGGACCUCACGUCCCUGUGGGACACAAUGCCCCCAAGGACUUGAAAGAGGAGAUCGACAUUCGACUGUCCAGGGUUCAGGAUAUCAAGUAUGAACCCCAGCUCCUUGCAGAUGAUGACACCAGACUACUGCAGCUGGAAACCCAGGGGAAUCAAAGUAUGUGGCAAGCUCUUGGAGGAUGUUUCACCAAGUCCCAAUGUGGUUGCUACAACUAUCUAUACAGGAUGAAAGCUCUAGAUGCCAUCCGUGCCUCUGAGAUCCCAUUUCAUGCUGAAGGCCGGCACCCUUGUUCUUUAAUGGGUAAGAAUUUCCGCUCCUACUUGCUAGAUCUGCGAAACACUAGCACUCCUUUUAAGGGUGUUCGCAAGGCCCUCAUUGAUACUCUCCUGGAUGGAUAUGAGACAGCCCGCUAUGGGACAGGGGUUUUUGGCCAGAACGAGUACUUGCGGUAUCAGGAGGCCUUGAGUGAGCUGGCUACUGUAGUCAAAGCACGAAUUGGGAGCUCUCAGAGGCAACACCAGUCAGCAGCCAAAGACUUAACCCAGUCGCCUGAGAUGUCGCCAACAACCAUCCAGGUCACAUACCUCCCCUCCAAUCAGAAGAGCAAACGUCCUAAGCACUUCCUCGAACUGAAGAGCUUUAAGGACAACUAUAACACACUGGAGAGUACUCUGUAAUGGAGCUACACAGAAGCCAGCUGUGCGGCAUUCGGGAUAUCUGGCUCAGAGGCCCAGACUUUAUUGGCCAGAGCUUCUGUGAGUCCAGAGUUCUCACAGAGCUGGGUCUGAGAGGUCAUUUCCAGCCCUUUCUUAUGUUGGCUAAGAUCCUCUAUCUCCAAGGAGCACUUUUUCUGGAUUUAAAUUCAAAUGUCAUUCUUAAUGUUUGUCAGAGCUUCCUUGAAAAUCUUCCUUUGUUUUUGGCUGUAAUUCACCUACCCUGUUCAAUGCUGUUUAGUCCCAAAGGUGUAAAUUGAGGUGAGAUGUCUUCUAAAUCUAUCCCAUUGCACUCAAAAUAUUUGGGUUUAGAGAUCUCAGAUUUGAUUAGUGGAAAAGUCAGGCAAGGACCUCAUAAGGAAAAGGGAAUGAGUAAGCUGGUAGAAUGUCCCCUGGAAUUUUGGUGCUCAUUUAAACCAGUAUUGAUAUGAGAACAUGACUUUCCUGAAGUGGGAGGAUGUGUCCCCACCUUCACCCAAUACCAUUAUGACAAGUCAGAAUGAGUGUUCUGGUACUUGGCAUAACCUCUGCUGAGAUAGUGAGACACAGCAAGAAGUAGUUUCCUCUGAUGUCAGUAUUUUAGUCUCAGUUUACAAUUUAUUUAAUAAAAUUAAUUAAGAAAAUGAA